This is a messenger RNA of Anopheles coustani, 1635 nucleotides long. RefSeq names its product zinc finger HIT domain-containing protein 2. NCBI's taxonomy places the organism in Eukaryota, Metazoa, Arthropoda, Insecta, Diptera, Culicidae. The coding region runs from base 56 to 1147 and encodes 363 amino acids. The record is from RefSeq and is a predicted model, not a curated record. The transcript has 2 exons.
UGCGAACCCAGCAAAAUUCCUUAGUUUUUGUGUGUACAAUUUAUUAAACACAAUAAUGGCCGAGGGCGAUUGUAGAAUUUGCGUUAAAAAGCCUGCCAAAUAUAGUUGCCCGCGGUGCAAUGUACUAUACUGUUCCGUAGAGUGUUACAAAUCACAGCAGCACCUGGAGUGUUCGGAGGGCUUUUUUCGGGAAAAUGUGGUACAAGAACUGGCGUUACGGCGAAACGAAGAUGAAGGGAAAGAAUCAUCCAAAGCUAUGGUUGAUAUACUGCGACGAGUAGAGCUCGUGGAUACACUUGAUGAAGAAGAAGAUGAGGCACUUUCCGAUGGUUCCGACGAGGAAAUCCCGGAUUCGGAUGACGAAGAUCAAGAUGUUGAACUAGCCGAUCGGCUAAAUGGAGUUGACCUGGAUGACCCCAGCAGUGUAUGGGAACGACUUACUGGUGCAGAGAAGGAGGAAUUUCAAAGCCUUGUAGAAAAUGGAGAUAUUAUUAAAGUUCUUCCCGACCUAAAUUGCUGGUGGACGCAGGAGCAUAAAGUAGAUUUAAUUCAACCAGUAGAAGGACCGUCGUCACAAGAGAAGCAGCUGCUUUCCGCCUGUCCUAGAGUGUGGGAUAAAAUACCCAAUUUCGCAGAUUUGUUUAACAAGGAACCGUCUUCAGCGGUGCGUUUCAAUAUUGCCAAUGUUCUGGCCGCAUACUCUUUUGUUUAUCGAUACUUUUACGGAGACAUACAUGAAAAUGCCUUAGAAGCAGCUGAUUGUCUUAUAAGUAUAGCUUUAAAUCUGAAGAAAAAUGCUGUUUUCGACUCUGAAGCAAUGGCCGUGGAAUCCGUCACGAGUGAAUGUAUGGUGGUAAAAUUACCUACGGACAAUACGACGACAUCCGUUUUGAGGGACCAUGUUCGAACUUUUCUGGCUGGACCGAAGGGUUCUGGGAAAAAGUUUCGAAAGCUAUUCCUUUUGGCUGCGCUAUCCGAUGUACGAAAUCUAAUCGGUCGUGCAAACCGAGAGCUUAAGGAAUUAACUGAGCAAAAAGCAGUCAAUAUAGACGUAACGGAUAUUAAAAAUAUCGACACCACGCUGAUUCGAAGUUGUAUAAGAAAAACCGAAUUCUAUCUCGCAUACGCUAAGUCAGAUUAUUUCUAAUGUGUGCCCUAGAGGUCAAUAAGCUUGCCAGUCAGUUAUGAUACUUUUAUCCAAAAAUAAUACUUCUUUUUUAUUUCCAUUUUCUUAUGAAAUCGUCUAUAUUCAUUUUAUUUACAAUUUCGUUUAAAGAAUAGAAAGAAUCGAUGCGCAUUGGAUCUAAAUGGAAAUGUAAAAUGAACUGAAAAGAGUAUUGCAUGAAUUUCACAAUGAUUGCGCAUCAGUAACAACAUUGCAACAGUACAUUAGAACAAUCCUUAUAGAAAGAUAAAACGUGUAAUAAAUUAAAAUAGUUACAAUAAAAAGGGAAAACAACCGCAGACCCAUUAUCCAGUUCCUCAAAACGAACUCUUGUGUUACACAUCCGCACGCGGUAAUCGUGUCUGGGGCGAUGUUUGCGAGUUCACUUCGAUGGCUCCGGAUUGUGUCUGGCUUUUAAAAUAAAUAUACUCAUAGCUUACUUCAUCUCUAAUGGUACGUGUGAUGUUAAA